This is a messenger RNA of Bursaphelenchus xylophilus (pine wood nematode), 984 nucleotides long. Lineage: Eukaryota; Metazoa; Nematoda; Chromadorea; Rhabditida; Aphelenchoididae. The record is from the annotation of a GenBank genome assembly.
AUGAGCCGCGAAUCUCCGGUAAGUGAAUCUCUUGAAAUUCACCAUUUUUAGAUCUCCCCCAUACAAAGACGGCGUUUACGAUUUUGGUUGUUUAUUCUUUUAGCCAACGAAGCUGAAUGAAAGCCUGGAAAGCGGAGAAUUGAGUCAGGAUACCAAGAGCGACGAGAAAGAAGUCCGAUCUGAUAGAAAUCGCGAUCGAAGGCAAGAAAGAGGGGAAAGAGGUUCGGAACGGGACAGAAAAGACCGCAGAAGUCGUGAUAGAGAUAGAAAUCGUUCCAGAAGUCGAAGUGUAAGUUGGAAUUUUUUUCUACAUUGCAAUUGGGGUUUAGGUAGAUCGUAAGAGAGAAAACGGUUCUCCAAGGCGAGAUCGACGUCGAGAACGGAAUGGAGAUGGUGCUGAUAGGCGGGACAGACGUCGGUCAAGGUCCAGAGAACGCCGACGACGUAGAUCGAGAUCCAGCUCGCGAGAAAGACCAAGAAGAAGGUCCAGAGAUAGAGAUGGUGAAGGAAGACGAAGGUAAUUGAUAUUUUAUUGUGUUUUCUUUCGAAUUUAGGCUACUAUUGAGGUGAAAGAAGCUUUUCUUAUUGUUUUUUAAACGUGUUUCUUUGUUUGGGAGCUAAAUGUUGCCUUAUUUUAGACGUCCUCGAUCUCCAGUCCGACCCAAGCCUCCUCCAACUGUUUUUAAGAAGAAUCAUGAAGCCUCAACCUCUGAAGAGAGUUCUAAACUCGAGGAGAAAGAGAUCAAAUGGUCUACCAGAAUUGCUGCGGUUUCUUCCGACGAUUCUCAGCGAUCGAAAUUCGAGAAACUUCUGGGAAUGCACAAAAAACCGGGAGAAAGUGGUUUGAAGUUGAAUAAAGUGGAUGAUAGUGAAGUAAAGGACCUCAAAAAUGACCUUCAAAAGAUGAAAUCGGAUUUGGAUCAGCAGUUUGAGCAUGGCCGACAGUUUACACAUUAUAAUCGGGGUCGGGGCUUCGGCAUCUGA